Coffea eugenioides is the source of this 1198-nucleotide messenger RNA. RefSeq names its product light-harvesting complex-like protein OHP2, chloroplastic. Gene Ontology annotation, cellular component: chloroplast thylakoid membrane. The record is from RefSeq and is a predicted model, not a curated record. The transcript is spliced from 2 exons. Bases 116 to 682 code for a protein of 188 amino acids. Lineage: Eukaryota; Viridiplantae; Streptophyta; Magnoliopsida; Gentianales; Rubiaceae.
AUUCUGAUAACACGUGCACAGAUUCAUCACCCAAUCCUUUUCCCCCCUCCUCUCCAACCAUAUUAGAAGAAUUUACACAGAUAACAGGAAGUACAGAAAGCAAAAAUUCAGGAAGAUGUCAAUGGCAUCAUCAUCAUCCUUCCCAUGCAUCAAACUGAGAAUCCCAUCAUCACCUACCUCCUCUCCAUCAUCUCCCUCAUCUUCUUCUUCAUUCUCGUCUUCCUCUUUCAGAUUUUCUACAGCUAAGCCCCCAAUAUUUACCAUAAGGAGUUCUCAGGCUGAUGGGCCUAUUAGAAGACCAGUGGCUCCUCCUCCUACACCUGUAAAACCAACUCCACCAUCCCCUCCACCUUCUUCCCCUGCUGCUGCUUCACCUCCGCCAACACCUCCUUCCCCUCCCAAACCUGUGGCUGUGGCUGCUGUGGAAGAUAAGAAUGUCAUUACCCUGGAGUUUCAAAGGCAAAAGGCUAGGGAACUUCAAGAAUACUUUAAGCAGAAGAAACUUGAAGAAGCAGAUCAAGGUCCCUUUUUUGGUUUUAUUGGCAAGAAUGAGAUUGCAAAUGGCAGAUGGGCGAUGUUUGGUUUUGCUGUUGGGAUAUUAACAGAAUAUGCAACUGGUUCUGACUUAGUAGAUCAAGUUAAGAUUCUGCUGUCCAAUUUUGGAAUUGUUGAUCUGGAAUGAUUCUUCAAUGGAGUACCAUAAGGCCACUGCUCCAGCCCCUCUUUACUGUAUCUCAUGUACACAUAGUUGAUGUUCCCUUGUAACUUCUUGGCACAAUUUGUUCCACAUUCGUUUUGCUCAAGUCACUCGAUCCCAGAAUAUUGCAUCUAUUGAACCUUUGAGUGUACCCAUAAUAUACAAGUCAUGGUUUCUCCAUUGUUCUUGGGAGUUUUCGCUGUCCAGUCAAUGAUGCCAAUCGAUGAGUGGAGGCAUGUCUUAAGCAUCUUGUUUUAAAAUGAUUCAUAGUCUCCAAAAACAAUGGAAACCGGUUAAUACUCUUCUGCUUUGGCCUCUCUUCUUGGUUCAGAAGGAGACCGAGGUGUGUGUAUAUAUAAUGUAUUCACCUAAUGCUUUUGGUCUUGACAGAAAACAGGGAACGCAAUAAAAAGUUCAUUUUUAGGAAUUUAUGUUGUUCCAGGAUAGCUGUAAGUUGCACAGGAUUGAACCUUCUAACAAUAAUUGGAUUUGGGAUUUUCA